Molecule: messenger RNA, 4116 nt
Organism: Budorcas taxicolor (takin)
Lineage: Eukaryota; Metazoa; Chordata; Mammalia; Artiodactyla; Bovidae
Gene: ARHGAP26
Product: Rho GTPase activating protein 26
Exons: 23
Coding region: 1-2448 (815 amino acids)
Biological process (GO): signal transduction
Cellular component (GO): cytoplasm
Molecular function (GO): protein binding; GTPase activator activity
Source: RefSeq, a predicted model, not a curated record
AUGGGGCUGCCCGCGCUCGAAUUCAGUGACUGCUGCCUCGACAGCCCUCACUUCCGAGAGACGCUGAAGUCGCACGAAGCGGAGCUGGACAAGACCAACAAAUUCAUCAAGGAGCUCAUCAAGGACGGGAAGUCACUCAUCAGCGCGCUCAAGAAUUUGUCUUCAGCGAAGCGGAAGUUUGCAGAUUCGUUAAAUGAAUUUAAAUUUCAGUGCAUAGGAGACGCAGAAACAGAUGAUGAAAUGUGUAUAGCAAGGUCUUUACAGGAGUUUGCCACUGUCCUCAGGAAUCUUGAAGAUGAACGGAUACGAAUGAUUGAGAACGCCAGUGAAGUGCUCAUCACUCCCUUGGAGAAGUUUCGAAAGGAGCAGAUUGGGGCUGCCAAGGAGGCCAAAAAGAAGUAUGACAAGGAGACAGAGAAGUAUUGUGGCAUUUUAGAAAAACACUUGAAUUUGUCUUCCAAGAAGAAAGAGUCUCAGCUUCAGGAGGCAGACAGCCAAGUGGACCUGGUCCGGCAGCAUUUCUAUGAAGUAUCCCUGGAGUAUGUCUUCAAGGUGCAGGAAGUCCAAGAGAGGAAGAUGUUUGAGUUCGUGGAGCCUCUACUGGCAUUCCUACAAGGACUCUUCACUUUCUAUCACCAUGGUUAUGAACUGGCCAAGGACUUCAAUGACUUCAAGACACAGUUGACUAUCAGCAUACAGAACACAAGAAAUCGCUUUGAAGGCACCAGGUCGGAGGUGGAAUCCCUGAUGAAGAAGAUGAAGGAGAAUCCCCUCGAGCACAAGACUAUCAGUCCUUACACUAUGGAAGGGUACCUCUACGUCCAGGAGAAACGUCACUUUGGAACUUCCUGGGUGAAGCAUUACUGUACAUAUCAACGGGAUUCUAAACAAAUCACCAUGGUACCAUUUGACCAAAAGUCAGGAGGAAAGGGGGGAGAAGAUGAAUCAGUCACCCUCAAAUCCUGCACACGGCGGAAAACAGACUCCAUUGAGAAGAGAUUUUGCUUUGACGUGGAAGCAGUAGACAGGCCCGGGGUUAUCACCAUGCAGGCAUUGUCUGAAGAGGACCGAAGGCUCUGGAUGGAAGCCAUGGAUGGCAGGGAACCUGUCUACAACUCAAACAAAGACAGCCAGAGCGAAGGGACUGCACAGUUGGACAGCAUUGGCUUCAGCAUCAUCAAGAAAUGCAUCCAUGCUGUGGAAACCAGAGGGAUCAAUGAGCAAGGGCUCUACCGAAUUGUGGGGGUCAAUUCCAGAGUGCAAAAGCUGCUGAGCGUCUUGAUGGACCCCAAAACAGCUUCUGAAACAGAAAUGGAUAUCUGUGCCGAGUGGGAGAUAAAGACCAUCACUAGUGCUUUGAAGACCUACCUAAGAAUGCUUCCAGGACCACUCAUGAUGUACCAGUUUCAAAGAAGUUUCAUUAAAGCAGCAAAGCUGGAGAACCAGGAGUCUCGGGUCUCUGAAAUCCACAGCCUUGUUCAUCGGCUCCCAGAGAAAAACAGGCAGAUGUUACAGCUGCUCAUGAACCACUUGGCAAAUGUUGCUAACAACCACAAGCAGAAUUUGAUGACAGUGGCAAACCUCGGCGUGGUGUUUGGACCCACCCUGCUGCGUCCUCAGGAAGAAACUGUAGCAGCCAUAAUGGAUAUCAAGUUUCAGAACAUAGUCGUUGAGAUCCUAAUAGAAAAUCAUGAAAAGAUAUUUAACACCGUGCCAGACGCGCCACUCACCAAUGCCCAACUGCACCUGUCUCGGAAGAAGAGCAGUGACUCCAAACCCCCGUCCUGCAGCGAGAGGCCCUUGACGCUCUUCCACACCAUGCAGUCAACAGAGAAACAGGAACAAAGAAACAGCCUCAUCAACUCCAGUUUGGAAUCUGUCGUCUCUUCAAAUGCGAACAGCAUCCUCAAUUCCAGCAGCAGCUUACAGCCCAACAUAAACUCCAGUGACCCAGACCUGGAUGUGCUCAAACCCACCCGGCCCAACUCACUCCCCCCGAAUCCAAGCCCAACUUCACCCCUCUCGCCAUCUUGGCCCAUGUUCUCGGCGCCAUCCAGCCCUAUGCCCACUUCAUCCACGUCCAGCGACUCAUCCCCCAUCAGGUCUGUUGCAGGGUUUGUUUGCUUUUUUGUUGCUGCCGUUGUUCUCUCAUCGGCUUGGUCCUCUCUUCAUGCAGUGUUCAGCCUCCUCGUCAACUUUGUUCCCUGCCAUCCAAACCUGCACUUGCUUUUUGACAGGCCAGAAGAAGCAGUUCGCGAAGACUCCAGCACACCAUUCCGGAAGGCAAAAGCCUUGUAUGCCUGCAAAGCAGAACACGACUCCGAGCUCUCAUUCACAGCAGGGACGGUCUUCGAUAAUGUGCAUCCAUCCCAGGAGCCUGGCUGGUUGGAGGGGACUCUGAAUGGAAAGACGGGCCUCAUACCUGAGAACUACGUGGAGUACCUCUAACCAGGAGCCCUGGCAGAACUGCUGAGCUUUCCACUGUAUCCAUGACAACUGCUGAUUCCAGUGUUGUGGACCAUUGCUCUUUGCCGCUGAGAAAUACAGGGUGACUGACUCUGCUGCUACCUGUCAGCACGAACGUUUUCCUAAACUCUGGUGUCACACAUCCCCGUGAUCAUCUCAGCUGACAUGCGGUGAUGCUGCAAGAAACAGAAGGAAACCGGCAGAGGAGGCCAUGUGAUUUUGAUUACCACGAGAAAGGCUUACAGAGCCAUGUCUCUCAUUUAGCACCCUAUAUGGGGUGUGCUCAUUUUGUUUUCACAGUCAUCCAAAACCCAACCUUCUGAAAAAGGAAGUAAAUGAGAUACAAGUAGUCCCCAAGACCAUGCAGUGUAGCCAGCUCUGACAGGGCUGGGCAGUGGCCUGAGAUCCAGGCUGGGUCCACUGCUUUUGUUUACAGUAGACACUCACUCUAUCCCACCUCUGAAUACUUGAGCCCCGCAGUGCUCUGGGCUGCUGGGUCUGUUUGUUUGCAUGAAGGAUGGAGAGGGGUCACGGCACUGGUUAUACAAGAUCCAAUCUCACCAUCUCUAAAGCAGCCAUUGGCCCAGCAUCAGCAGAAUUCUGUCCAGUCCUCUCAUGCAAGAGAACACACACACUCCAGGGCCCCCCUUCCAAGCUGGGAACUUCUCUGCCACCGAGGGCUGCCAUCACCUCAUAACCAUGGCGACCCAGCCUGCUCUAAACCAAACCAAAAAGUAACUCACAAUCUUUGUAUGACAUAUUUUUUUGCCUCCUCCCCCUUUCAGUCAUUUUGUGAAUGGUUUUCCAACAACCCUGGUCAAGUUCUGUGCUUCCCGGAUGGGUCAGCUGGUAAAGAAUCCGCCUGCAAUGCAGGAGACCUGGGUUUGAUCCCUGCGUUGAGACGCUCCCCUGGAGAAGGGAAAGGCUACCCACGCCAGUAUUCUGGCCUGGAGAAUUCCAUGGACUGUAUAGUCCAUGGGGUUGCAGAGAGUCGGACACGACUAACUGACUUUUAAUUAACAAGGUCUACUCGGGGGCAGAUGGAAUAGCAGCUGAGAACUGUUCCCUUUUUGAUGAAUUUCAGCAGCACCAAGAUAUAUUUGGAGCAAACUCUAGUAACCUCUUGAGAUUAAAUUACAUACAGGCUUAAUAUUUCUGUUCUUGCAUGCAACUCGUGUCUGUUUUCUAGAGGGCAACAUGCUGCCUCCUAAAGAGGGACACCCUCUAUCUCUCUCAUUCCUUCCUGUUCACCUGUCCCUCCCCCUGCCCUUGCCUGCCUCUAGCCUACCACUGACCAGCUCCCCUGGCCAGGCCCUGGGUUGCUCAGCACUGGUGCCUGGAGGUUUUCAGGCAUGACUCCUGAGCUAAUAACCCCAUGGCCUCCAGUUUAAAAGGACAUACAUGUUCACUGCCACUCAGAAAAAGGGAAUUGUUUCUCAGGCUUUUGGGGCGUGAGACUAAUAUCAUAAGCCAUUGUGAUUUAGGAGGAUGCCACAAGGUUGGGGCAUGGAAGGUGGGAUGGGUACCUUCUGAGAAAGAGGAUUUCCUGGACCAGAAAGGGCUGGGUCUUGUGGAAGACCACCUUGGAUGGGGAAGUUUGGCCUGGACAUUUCAACUCCACUUGGCUUCCAAAGAAGAGAGUCCAAGUAU